UGUGGCUUCCGGUAUUUCGUUCAGCUUUGUUGACGAAAGGUAAACCGUAUUGUCUCCCAGAGAAGGCUAACGUGGGCUUUGCAAGAUGACUGACCAGAAGGCAGAGAAUGUCAGUUCAAUUCCAAUUGAUGGAUUUAGCAAUAUGCGAAUCACAUCUAUAUGGACAUAUCUGAUGUCUAUACAAUGGUCUGAAACAUGGCUUAUUGGGUUGCUGGUGUUUCAUGUUCUCUCUUUCUGCCUGACACUGCUAACCUGUAGAUAUUACAGACUCCAGAUCUUUCACUUCCUUAUGUUGGUAUGCCUGGUGUAUUGCGCCGAGUACUUAAAUGAGCUGGCAGCCAUGAACUGGAAGUUGUUUUCACAAUUCCAGUACUUUGACUCCAAAGGAAUGUUCAUAUCAUUGGUUUUCUCCAUUCCCCUUUUAUUCAACGCGAUGAUAAUUGUGGCAUUGUGGGUGUACCGAACCUUUGUUACCAUGACUGAGCUGAAGAUCCUGCAGCUGAAGAGGAAGGCCCACAGAGAGAGCAGGAAGAAGGCAGAGUGAUCUGACAUCACAUCCUGGGUGAAGCAGUCUGGGAUCGUCUGGUCCAGCCCCCCGUGUGAGCAGGACACAGAACACAGUGUCACUAGUUGACUCAUCUUAAAGUGGAGGCAGAUUUGCAUAUGGACUUACAGUACACAAUGAGGUGUUUGAGCUGAAUCUAUUGUUUCCCAUCAUUCUAAAGGGUACUUUUAAAUGGGAUGCCAUCUGUUCCAUAAACUCUUUCCCUACCCCUGUUACUCCUUAUUGGAGCUCUCAAAGGACUGGUUUGUCUGGUUUGGUGGUGGUGAUCAGGUUAAGUACUGUUCUCUGUAGUGUAUUACCGUUGUGUCAUGGCAUCCAGUAUACUGAUCACUUUGUAUGAAGGACCAAAAUAUGAUUGACUGUAUGUUUUAUAGAAUUUUACAAAGCAGUAUACUAUGGUAAAGGCUAAUGUAUUGUUAAGUUAAUAGUAAAUGUUGAGCUCAUGCUCAUUUGAAUUUUCUGUGACAGAUAUUGCUUGGAUCCUAAGUGACCAGCAUUUGUAAGUAAUGCAAAAUAAACGUCUCCUUUGCCAACUGA
This is a messenger RNA of Osmerus eperlanus (European smelt), 1102 nucleotides long. It is a transcript of the gene tmem18, whose product is annotated as transmembrane protein 18. The coding region runs from base 86 to 544 and encodes 152 amino acids. Lineage: Eukaryota; Metazoa; Chordata; Actinopteri; Osmeriformes; Osmeridae. The record is from RefSeq and is a predicted model, not a curated record. The transcript has 5 exons.